Pollicipes pollicipes is the source of this 1119-nucleotide messenger RNA. Its product is annotated as glutamate receptor ionotropic, delta-1. Lineage: Eukaryota; Metazoa; Arthropoda; Thecostraca; Pollicipedomorpha; Pollicipedidae. The coding region runs from base 1 to 1119 and encodes 372 amino acids. Gene Ontology annotation, molecular function: ligand-gated monoatomic ion channel activity. The record is from RefSeq and is a predicted model, not a curated record. The transcript has 8 exons. Gene Ontology annotation, cellular component: membrane.
AUGGUCAACAGAUCGGAGGUGUCCCUGGGCGUGGCUGGGUUCACCAUUACUCAGGUGCGUGAGGAGGGCAUCGACUUCACGAUCCCCUUCUACGAGGAGCCCUCAGCCAUUCUCAUUCCGCCGCCCAAGGCCCAGAGCAAGAUGUUCGCCGUUAUAAGGCCCUUCUCAUGGAAGGUAUGGAUUGCCGUGAGCGUACUGCUGCUCGUGAUCGCACCCGUGUUCUCGUUCUUGGAGCAUUUUGAAGAGGAUCUGAUACCGAAGCUCUACCCCCACCGACCGAACGCCAAGGUGCGCUACUUCAGCAUUCAGUGGUACAUCUUCGGCGGUCUGCUUUCUCAAGGCGGCCAGGUCAUCCCCACCAACAUGGCGUCCCGUGUGCUGCUCGGCGUCUGGUGGCUCGUCGCCAUCACUAUCAUCGCCAGCUAUACAGGCACGCUGAUCGCAUUCCUGACCGUGCCCACUGUGACGGACCGGAUCAACUCGCUGGAGGACCUGGUGGCCCAGCGCGAGCUCAAGUGGACCUACCGGCGCUACACGUCACACGAUAGCCUCUUCAGUACAUCGCAGUCGGAGAUAUACAAGAGCAUCGGCAGCAAGCACACUGACCUUCGAGUCGGGUCGGACGCUGAGGGCAUCGCCGGGGUCCUCUCCGGGCGCUGGGCCUUUAUCAAGGAGAAGUCCUACCUGGAUUUCGCCCUGGACCACGACUUCCAGACCAGUCGCAGGUGCCGACUUAAGAUAGCGAAACAAGAGUUCUUCACGGCCGGCUUUGGCUGGAUUCUGGAGACGGGCAGCCCCGUCAAGGAUCUCUUUAAUCUGGAGUUCCUGCGCAUGUCCGAGUCGGGGCUGUUCGACAAGUGGCGCUCCGACUACUGGCCGCCGGCGUCCAACUGCAGCACGGGCGCCAUCUUCACCGACGUCACCACCAAGCCGCUGAUGGUGGAGGACAUCGUCUCGUCGCUGAUCCUGUACCUGUUGGGCGUGCUGCUGGCGCUGCUGGUGUUCGUGCUGGAGAGGCUAUCACGGCUGGGCCGCCCCCUGGCCGGCGGCGACGGCGUCCGCAAAGCCUGGCUGCGGCACCACCCGAAGAGAGUCCAGCCCUGGCUAGGGCGGCACUGA